UGGGAGAGGAUGAGUAUGGACACGGUUUUCAGGAGAUGUGUUGUAAAGGCGGGAAAUAAAGGAAGCAUGGGGUUUCUCCUUAACCUGGCGCACCCCAGCGGCCUGGACAAUGCAGGCAAAACAACCAUCCUCAAGAAGUUCAAUGGGGAAGACAUCGACACCAUCUCCCCAACGCUGGGCUUCAACAUCAAGACCCUAGAGCACCGGGGAUUCAAGCUGAACAUCUGGGAUGUGGGUGGCCAGAAGUCCCUGCGGUCCUACUGGCGGAACUACUUUGAAAGCACUGACGGCCUCAUCUGGGUGGUGGACAGCGCCGACCGCCAGCGCAUGCAGGACUGCCAGCGGGAGCUCCAGAACCUGCUGGUGGAAGAGCGCCUGGCUGGAGCCACCCUCCUCAUCUUUGCCAACAAGCAGGACCUUCCUGGAGCACUGUCCUCUAAUGCCAUCCGCGAGGUGAGUUCAGGCCUUGACUCAGGCUCACGAGAAAAAGAGGCACGCCUUUCUUUGUUCAUUUAUUUUAAAAGCAUUUAUUAGCGCCUGCUAUGUGGCAGGACCUAUUCAGGGCACUGGGAUUCCUAAGACAUAGUGGUGCCUCACAGCUGGUGGGAAGGCAGACCUGCAGAUAGAUCAUUCCACAGGAUAAGAGCCAUGAAGUGUGUGCUUUCUGUGUGUUAGGCUCUUUGCAUGGAUUCACUCAUUCCAUUCUCACAACAACCUCAUGAGGUCGAAACCACUAUCAUUCUAUAGAUCAUGAAGCAGGCUUAGAGAGGUUAGGUAGCUCGCCCAAGGUCACACAGCCAGUAAGUAGACAAGCCAGGAUUUAAACACAGGCCUACCUGACCCCAGAGUCUGUAUCUUAACCAUGACUCUAGAGCUUCAGCACCAGCAUGAGUAAGAGUGGAGUUAGAAUGUUGGUUCUGUCACUUACUAGCUGUGUGAC
Messenger RNA from Hipposideros armiger (great roundleaf bat), 940 nucleotides. RefSeq names its product ARF like GTPase 2 (gene ARL2). NCBI's taxonomy places the organism in Eukaryota, Metazoa, Chordata, Mammalia, Chiroptera, Hipposideridae. The transcript has 4 exons. The record is from RefSeq and is a predicted model, not a curated record. Bases 10 to 534 code for a protein of 174 amino acids. Gene Ontology annotation, molecular function: GTP binding; GTPase activity.